Messenger RNA from Myzus persicae (green peach aphid), 1353 nucleotides. RefSeq lists its product as uncharacterized. Bases 1 to 1353 code for a protein of 450 amino acids. The transcript has 7 exons. NCBI's taxonomy places the organism in Eukaryota, Metazoa, Arthropoda, Insecta, Hemiptera, Aphididae. The record is from RefSeq and is a predicted model, not a curated record.
AUGAAUAAUAUUCUGGAAAAUAAUGAAGAUUUACAUGAAGAGUUUAAAACUCUUUUGAUUAAAAUUGAACCGCACUUUGUCUUGUUAAAAUCAAAUCUUGAAAAACUUUUAUGCCGAGAAUGGUUACACAAGUUAUUUAAGACUGGUGAACACGAAGAAUCACUUAGAAAUGCUUAUUUAACCAAAUUAUUUGAGCAACUAGAAAAAGGAAAAUUAAAAGAACCGUUUAACAAUCUUCCCAAACACAAAUCGCCUUUGUUACCUUUGACUAUUCAUAAUUUUUCCAAGCCGAAUUUUAAUGUUCGUGAUAAAAAAGCCCCCAAAAAAGUAGAGGAAUCUUUGAUUUCGGGUGUGCCAAAUGUUCGCAAGACUGUUGAUACUACCAAAUGCACGGAAAAUCAUGUUCAUAAUAAAAAAAUCAAAAUGUUCGGUAAUGUUCGUGAUGAAAAAACGAUGGAAAAAGUAAAGGAAACUUUGAUUACGGACGCAGUAAAUGUUCACAAGUCUGCUUAUGCUCCCAAAUCUACGGAAAAUCAUGUCCAUACUAAAGAAAUCAAAAUGUUCGAUAAUGUUCGUGAUAAAAAAGCGAUGGAAAAAGUAAAAGAAACUUUGAUUACGGAUGUUGUAAAUGUUCAUGAGAUUGUUGAUACUCCAAAAUCCACGGAAAAUAAUAUACAUACUAAUGAAAUCAAAGUGAAUGCGAGUUCCAAUGAAGUAAAACAAUCGGAUAUGAAUGAAAUUUCAGAUGAUUCAAUAGAAGUACAGUGGCAAAAAUCGGCAGUGGAUAAAAGUGAAGGCGGUGAUGGACUGACAUUAAAUGUAGAGACUAAAUUAAAAUUAGGAUCUGUUGAAAAAUUGUCCAAUGAAUUAAAGAAAAAACGCGAACUUCUAUCGGAACAAGUUCAGGAAAUUAGGCUGUACACUGAUAAAAACCUAAUAAACGACGAUCAAAUAAUUGUACUCAAUGGCGAGUUAAACAAAUUUAAGAACGACUUGGAAAACAUGUGUGAUCGGGAAGCAGCUGAUGAACUGGGUGCAUCAAAGUUACUUAAAAAUAUUUUGGAAAAAACUACUGGACUUGACAACAAAAUUGUAUCAGAAAUGCAUCGUUUAAAAACCAUGGUCGAGGACGCGUGUGCGAGUAAAAAAAGUAACAACUUUGUUGUGGAGCAAUUGAAGGAAUUACACCGCUUGAAAAUGGACGAAAAAGAAAAAUUCCAUGCCACGGUGAAUAGAAAAUUAAAGAUCGAGAUUUUGCAAUUAAAGGAGUACGUGGGUAAAGUCGAAGAAGAGGCCAAGUUUAAACAACUUAGCAACGAAAAUGAUUAUGAUGACGAUUGCAGCAGUACAUGA